Molecule: messenger RNA, 772 nt
Organism: Xenia sp. Carnegie-2017
Lineage: Eukaryota; Metazoa; Cnidaria; Anthozoa; Malacalcyonacea; Xeniidae
Product: microsomal glutathione S-transferase 3-like
Exons: 5
Coding region: 167-586 (139 amino acids)
Cellular component (GO): endoplasmic reticulum; membrane; nuclear envelope
Molecular function (GO): glutathione transferase activity; glutathione peroxidase activity
Source: RefSeq, a predicted model, not a curated record
CCCUGAGUUAUCAUUCCGUCCCAGUCCACUUAGCCCAUCCAGUUAUUUUUGUACAUAAAACUCAAUAAUUAAUAUUCAAAAUUUGAAAGAUCAAAUCAAAGCACCGAAGCGGCAAAGAAGCCUGGAAGUGGACUUUGACAAACAAACCAUUUUCAUUUUUUCGGAUAUGUCUACGUUUGUUUUAUCUCCGGAAUAUGGCUAUGUAAUACUGACAGGCGUUGCAAGCGUAUUUAUGAAUGUGUAUUUGGCAUCGCAAGUGGGCAAAGCAAGAAAGAAAUUUAAAGUCAACUAUCCUAAGAUGUAUGAUGAUGAACAUCCAAUUUUUAAUUGUUAUCAGAGAGCUCACCAAAACACACUGGAAAUAUAUCCAAUGUUUCUCGUGCUUUUAUUUACUGGUGGAUUGAAACAUCCUUGCAUCAGUUCCAUUUCUGGUAUUAUCUUCAUCGCAUCGAGAAUUGUCUACGCAUUUGGUUACUAUACUGGAGAUCCUAAAAAUCGGCUACGUGGUUCUUUUGGAUACCUUAGUGCUAUCGGGAUGAUUGGGUGUUCUAUUUCAACUGCAGUCAAGUUUAUCCUUUCUCAAUAAACAGUUAUUACUUUUGUCGCUUCGGACUUUACUGAGCUUGCUUUUUUUAUACAUCAAUAAACACUGCGUUUUAGCAAAUACGUCGAAGUUUGAAUCAAACCUUUGAAUUAAGCUUCAGUUUUACAUUGGACAUAGUUAUUGUCAUACUUACAAUCAAACUUCAGGAAUAAACGUCACGUCUUUUGA